ACAAUUGGGUGAGGGAGAGAACUCGUGCUCACAGGAAGCCACGCACCCUUGAAAGGCACCGGUCCUUCUUAGCAUUGUGCUUCCUGAGCAAGCCUGGCAUUGCCUCACAGACCUUCCUCACAGCCGCUUUCAGAAAAGCAAGCUUCUUCUGGUUGGGUCCAGACCUGCCUUGAGGAGCCUGUAGAGUUAAAAAAUGAACCCCACGGAUAUAGCAGACACCACCCUUGAUGAAAGCAUAUACAGCAAUUACUAUCUGUAUGAAAGUAUCCCCAAGCCUUGCACCAAAGAAGGCAUCAAGGCAUUUGGGGAGCUCUUCCUGCCCCCGCUGUACUCCUUGGUUUUUGUAUUUGGUCUGCUUGGAAAUUCUGUGGUGGUUCUGGUCCUGUUCAAAUACAAGCGGCUCAGGUCCAUGACUGACGUGUACCUGCUCAACCUUGCCAUCUCGGAUCUGCUCUUCGUGUUUUCCCUCCCGUUUUGGGGCUACUAUGCAGCAGACCAGUGGGUUUUUGGGCUAGGUCUGUGCAAGAUGAUUUCCUGGAUUUACCUGGUGGGCUUUUACAGCGGCAUAUUCUUCGUCAUGCUUAUGAGCAUUGAUAGAUACCUGGCAAUUGUGCAUGCGGUGUUUUCCUUGAGGGCAAGGACCUUGACUUAUGGGGUAAUCACCAGUUUAGCUACGUGGUCAGUGGCUGUGUUCGCCUCCCUUCCUGGCUUUCUGUUCAGCACUUGUUAUACUGAGCGCAACCAUACCUACUGCAAAACCAAGUACUCUCUCAACUCCACGACGUGGAAGGUUCUCAGCUCCCUGGAAAUCAACAUUCUCGGAUUGGUGAUCCCCUUCGGGAUCAUGCUGUUUUGCUACUCCAUGAUCAUCAGAACCUUGCAGCAUUGUAAAAAUGAGAAGAAGAACAAGGCGGUGAAGAUGAUCUUUGCCGUGGUGGUCCUCUUCCUUGGGUUCUGGACACCUUACAACAUAGUGCUCUUCCUAGAGACCCUGGUGGAGCUAGAAGUCCUUCAGGACUGCACUUUUGAAAGAUACUUGGACUAUGCCAUCCAGGCCACAGAAACUCUGGCUUUUGUUCACUGCUGCCUUAAUCCCAUCAUCUACUUUUUUCUGGGGGAGAAAUUUCGCAAGUACAUCCUACAGCUCUUCAAAACCUGCAGGGGCCUUUUUGUGCUCUGCCAAUACUGUGGAUUCCUCCAAAUUUAUUCUGCUGACACCCCCAGCUCAUCUUACACGCAGUCCACCAUGGAUCAUGAUCUCCAUGAUGCUCUGUAGAAAAAUGAAAAGCUGAAACACAGAGUCAAUGAACUUUCCACAUUCAGAGCUUACUUAAAAUUGUAUUUUAGUAAGAGAUUCCUGAGCCAGUGUCAGGAGGAUGGCCUACACCCGUAGUGGAAAGAUGGCUUCUCACCCUGCAGGCAACUUUUUCUCUCCCACUAGACAAGUCCAGCCUGGCAAGGGUUCACCUGGGCUGAGGCAUCCUUCCUCACACCAGGCUUGCCUGCAGGCAUGAGUCAGUCUGAUGAGAACACUGAGCAGUGUUUGAAUGAAGUUGUAGGUAAUAUUGCAAGGCAAAGACUUUCCCUUCUAACCUGAACUGAUGGGUUUCUCCAGAGGGAAUUGCAGAGCAUUGGCUGAUGGAGUAAAUCCCUACCUUUUGCUCUGGCAAAUGGGCCCUCUAAUUAAUUUCUUGCUUUUGUGGAACAAUAUAGAAAACUGUUUUUCUUUUUUUUUUUUUUCUGAGACAGAGUCUCGCUCUGUUGCCCAGGCUGGAGUGCAGUGG
Messenger RNA from Rhinopithecus roxellana (golden snub-nosed monkey), 1784 nucleotides. RefSeq names its product C-C motif chemokine receptor 4 (gene CCR4). Bases 194 to 1276 code for a protein of 360 amino acids. Gene Ontology annotation, biological process: inflammatory response; G protein-coupled receptor signaling pathway; immune response. The record is from RefSeq and is a predicted model, not a curated record. Gene Ontology annotation, molecular function: C-C chemokine receptor activity. Gene Ontology annotation, cellular component: membrane. The transcript has 2 exons. Lineage: Eukaryota; Metazoa; Chordata; Mammalia; Primates; Cercopithecidae.